Molecule: messenger RNA, 6577 nt
Organism: Rosa chinensis
Lineage: Eukaryota; Viridiplantae; Streptophyta; Magnoliopsida; Rosales; Rosaceae
Product: putative 1-phosphatidylinositol-3-phosphate 5-kinase FAB1C
Exons: 11
Coding region: 1039-6237 (1732 amino acids)
Biological process (GO): phosphatidylinositol phosphate biosynthetic process
Cellular component (GO): endosome membrane
Molecular function (GO): ATP binding; 1-phosphatidylinositol-3-phosphate 5-kinase activity
Source: RefSeq, a predicted model, not a curated record
UAUAAUGGAAAAAAGAUGGAAUGAGAUGAAGAGCGAGAAAGUGCUUUUUUUGAAAAGCAAUAUAUUCAAGUAAGUAAAUAAGCAGUUUAGGGAAGAGGAGAAGAGAAAAAGCAUAGAAACUAAUUUGAAACGGAAGAGAAAGAGAGGAGAAAGAAACCAGAAAAUGAAGUAGAAGAAGACGAUGAUCAAGAGGAGCUGCGGCGGCGCUGCUGUGGUUGCUGGUAGUGAAAGCGGCGGAGGAGGAAGAAGGAGUGAGAGAGCGGCAAAUGUGUUUCUCGAGAUGCGAGCUGAUGAUUUUGAUUCCGGCAGAAAAGGAACCUUCUCCGUACUCCUCCUUUUCUUGCUUUUGAUUCUCAUUCUUCCCAGCAUUUAAUUCCACCACCACCUCCCCCCCGUCCAAUCUCUCACCUCCAUCUUCUUGUUCUUUUUUUCUCCUUCCACACUCUUCUUCAUCUUCUCCAGUACGGUGUCGUUUCGGUCUUUAGUCUCUGAUGCAAGUAUUAUUGUUCUGUGGUGUUGGAGGAGUUGCAGACCCGUAGAGAUCGCUGUGAUAUGCUCCAAUCGGUCACCGGGUGCAUUCUUGAAGACUCUGGGAUUGGUUAGGGUUUCUUUACUGUCAAAGUUUUCGCUUCUAUUCUUGUCUGAGGUGUUGUUGUUGUUGUUGUUGUUGAGCUCAGAAAGCUGAGGUGUUUGAUUGAAUUGGCUGUAUAUAGAGUUAGGUUUUGUGCAUCGAUUUAGCUUUUGGAUACUGUUUUUUGUGAUUGUGGGGAGGAUUUUUCAUUCUGUUGUGUCAUUGUUUACAAAAAAACAAAGAAACAGGGGAAACAAAAUCAUAAUCAAAGGCCAUACACAUCCCACCAUUUUUGUUGUGGGGAGUUUUACUUUUACUUUUUUUUUUUGUUCUUUUCUUUCUCAUAUACUAAAAAUUUAGGACAGAAGAAAAUAAAGAAUUUAGAUUCGAGGAAGCUGGAAAAAGAAGGUAGAGCUGCUUCUAAUUCUUGUUGGUGGAUUGUUACAAUUCUAUGGGAAUAUCUUUCUAUGGGAAUACCUGAUCGUUGCCUACCAGAUCUAAUAGAGAAAGUGAGGUCCUGGAAUUCUAGGGGAACAAGUGAGUUAAGGUCUUUGUCCGGAGAGUUGGAUAUGCCCGGUAACGGUUGCAAGAUGUGUUGUGAUUGCCAGACAGACACCAGUGGAGUUGGUCAUAGAUAUCACUGCCAAAGCUGUGGGCGGUGGAUUUGUGGCAAGUGUAUUCAGGGUGGUCAGUGGGAUGGUUUGACGAGCAGUAGUGAUGAGGUUGGAGAGAAGUUCUGCAAGUUUUGUUCUGAGGUUAGAUUAAGGAGGGAAGGUGGAAGAAAGUGUAGUGAGAAAGUGCAUCCUUCUGCCUCUCCUGAAGAUAGCCCUGAACCACCAUCCCCGUGUUUUAGCAGCGAAACUAUCAGGUGUUGUGCGGAUGAGGAAUCCACUCGGACUGAUCAUCUGUCAAAGUAUCUUGAAGCCCGGGAUAUUGGCUAUUCUCCUCGUGCUGUCAAGAGUAUGACUUCAUUUAGUUCUUACCCAUCUCCAGUAGCUGUUCAUCGCUCUCAUAGUAGGAGUGAUGAAGAAGAGGCAGAAGAUUCGGCAAAGAACUUUUGCAGCCCUUCAAGUGAAUAUUGUGAUGACAAUUUGGAUAUAGAUUUAAAUAGUGUUAGUGAUAGAAGUGAGUUAUACAGUUUGACGUCUCUGGGAUCAAGUCAGUUUGAUUGCUCAUCUAGAAUUUACUAUACUUCUAGUAAAGGGCAUUCAGUACAGCAGAGGCAUGAAGGCAUCCCAGUGACUGAGAGUGAUGAACCCUUUGGUCAACAGACUAAGGCUGUUUUAAAAAGGCCUGAGAGACGGACCAAGGAUCCAGAUAUUACUGAUGAUUGCUCUGAUGACUUGUCAGCGUUCCGCAGCCAAUAUGAGAAACCAUUGGAUUUUGAUAAUAAUGGUCUCAUCUGGUAUCCACCUCCUCCCGAUGAUGAGAAUGAUGAGGCAGAGAGUAAUUUCUUUUCCUAUGAUGAUGAAGAUGAUGAUAUUGGAGAUUCAGGUGCAAUGUUUUCUUCCAGUAGUAGCCUUUCAAGCAUGUUUCCUGCAAAGGAUAAACAGAAUGAGGGUAACAAGGAACCUCUUAGAGCUGUGGUUCAGGGGCAUUUUAGAGCGCUUGUAUCACAACUCUUACAAGGUGAGGGUUUCACAAGCAAAGAGGAUGGAGACGAAGACUGGCUUGACAUAGUAACAACAAUAGCAUGGCAAGCUGCAAAUUUUGUUAAACCGGAUACUAGCCGAGGAGGUAGUAUGGAUCCUGGUGAUUAUGUGAAAGUUAAAUGUAUUCCAUCAGGAAGUCCAAGCGACAGCACCCUUGUAAAAGGAGUAGUUUGUACAAAGAAUAUAAAGCACAAGCGCAUGACUUCACAGUACAAAAAUCCUAAAUUACUUAUUUUAGGGGGAGCACUUGAAUAUCAGAAAGUUCCAAACCAGUUGGCCUCUUUUGACACGUUACUGCAUCAGGAAAACGAUCAUCUUAGAACGAUUAUCUCAAAGAUAGAAGCUCUUCGUCCAAAUGUUCUGCUGGUAGAGAAAAGCGUAUCUUCAUAUGCUCAAGACCAUCUGCUAGCAAAGGAAAUAUCAUUAGUUCUGAAUGUUAAAAGGCCAGUACUAGAGCGCAUAGCUCGGUGCACUGGCGCCAUUAUUACUCCAUCAAUCGAUGAUAUCCCUAAAACCCGCUUGGGACAUUGUGAAUUGUUUCGGUUGGAAAAAAUUUCUGAACAGCAUGAGUCAGCUAAUCAGUUCAACAAGAAACCAGUGAAAACCUUGAUGUUUUUUGAAGGGUGUCCAAGGCGUCUUUGUUGCACAGUCCUGCUGAAAGGUGCAUGUGUUGAACACCUGAAGAAGAUCAAACAUGUUGUUCAGUAUGCAGUGUUUGCAGCUUAUCAUUUGUCCCUAGAAACAUCAUUUCUUGUUGAUGAGGGUGCUACUCUGCCCAAGAUACCUAGACAGUCAAUUUCAGCUAAUUCUCUUACUUCGAGCAAUUCCAAAGCUGUACCUGAUGCUUCUGCUCAAGAUGAUGAUAUUUUGGGUUUGAUCCCAGACAUUGAAGGAUCAGAAUCUUUGUCCGGCCAUCUUGUUCCUGACCAUAGUUUUCCUUUAUCUAAUGGUUCUGUGGACUUUGAGGUUGGAAAUGCAUUUUCUGAUCCCUAUAAUGAUGAUUUAGCAUCUCAUGUGUUUUCGGACACUUCUUCACAUCAAUACAAGGACAUAAAGCCACUGAUUGCACAUUCUGCUGAGACAAAAAACAUUUCCCGACUAGAGUUACAAGAAACCUUGCCUCAUGUCGGGAGUCAACACGAGGAUAUUGAUGAAUUGACGAGCUCUGAGAGGAUUGAUCAGAAUGAGCCUUCCAGUGAGUACUUCUUUACUGCUGACACUCAUCAGAGCAUUUUGGUAUCCUUUUCAAGCCAUUGUGUUCGGAAAGGAACUGUUUGUGAACGCUCCCGACUUCUGCGAAUAAAGUUCUAUGGCUGCUUUGAUAAGCCACUUGGAAGAUAUCUUCGUGAUGACCUAUUUGAUCGGACAUCUUUCUGUCGAUCUUGUAAAGAGCCAGCUGAGGCCCAUGUUGUAUGUUACACCCAUCAACAAGGAAACCUUACCAUUAAUGUGAGACGCUUUCCUUCACUGAAGCUACCUGGGGAAAGAGAUGGUAAAAUAUGGAUGUGGCACCGUUGUCUGAGGUGUGCACAUAUAGAUGGAGUUCCGCCGGCAACACGUAGAGUAGUCAUGUCAGAUGCUGCCUGGGGACUUUCUUUUGGAAAGUUCUUGGAACUUAGCUUUUCAAACCAUGCAACUGCUAAUCGCGUAGCUACUUGUGGCCAUUCAUUGCAACGAGACUGUCUCCGUUACUACGGAUUUGGGAGCAUGGUGGCAUUCUUCAGAUAUUCCCCCAUUGAUAUUCUUUCUGUCCAUUUGCCUCCUUCAGUGCUUGAAUUCAAUGGCCAAGUUCAACCAGAUUGGAUAAGAAAAGAGGCAACAGAGCUCAUGGGAAAGAUGGAAACCUUAUAUGCAGAGAUAUCUGAUAUACUUGACUGCAUGGAAGAGAAAAAUAGAUCUUUUGGAUGUGAAAUGUCAGGGGCAGGUGGAUUACAGAACCACAUCGUGGAGCUGAAAGAUCAGCUUAAAAAGGAAAGGAAUGACUACAUUGGUUUUCUGCAACCUGCUUUUGUGGGGACUUCUGAACCGGGCCAAAUGGCUGUUGUAGACGUUUUGGAGCUAAAUCGCUUGAGACGGUCUCUUUUAAUUGGUUCUCAUGUUUGGGAUCGCCAGCUUUAUUCAUUGGAUUCACUUAUUCAGAAGAAUCCAGUUUCCAGGGCUACAGAUGGGGUUGUAUCUGUUGGCUACCUGCAAGAGUUGAGUACUGAUCCAUCUAGUAAGGAUGGCAGGCUUGAUUUUGCCCAUGAGGGUAAUAAUGUGUCUGAAUGUCCAAAAUUUCUGGUGCCUCCUGGAAAUGAUUUGCUGCCAGACAAAGAACCUAGCGCACCAAUGUUCGAACGUUCUGAGGAGGAUAUGCAUUCAGAUAGGGAAAUUGUUGUUGAUGAGACAUCCUAUGAAAGCUUCCCCUCGCAUGUUUCUACUCUUUCUGAGAGAAUAGAUUCUGCAUGGACUGGAACUGAUCAACUUCUGGCGAAAGCUCAACCACUUCAUGCAUCACAGGCAGAUGGAGUCCAACCUGCUGCUGUUAGGCUGAUGAGCCAAAAUGAUGAUCCUCCUUUUAGAAGAUUAGUGUCACCAAUGAGAGUUCACUCUUUUGAUUCUGCAAUAAGAUUCGAAGAAAGGAUUAGGAAAGGGUUGCCGCCUUCUUCGUUGCAUUUGUCAACACUAAGAUCAUUUCAUGCUUCUGGAGAUUACAGGAGUAUGGUUAGAGAUCCUCUUUCUAGUGUAACAAGGACUUAUUCUCAGGCAUUUCCGUUAGAGGCUCAGAAGUUAAACGUAAUAUUAAGUUCCACACCCUCAUUCAUCUCCUCUGCAUCUCAAAUAACUGAUGGAGUCAGGUUGCUGCUCUCUCAGACAACCAACAAUAAUGUAGUUGUUGGUGUUUAUGACAGUGAGCCCACAAGCAUAAUAUCAUAUGCCCUUAGUUCUAAGGAUUACGAGGACUGGGUUGGUGAUAAGUUGAAUGAUCAUGAGGGGGCAUGGAGCAUCCAUGAAAGCUACAAAGAAGAUUCAGCAGCUCCCACCUUUUCACCAUGGCAAUCUUUUGGUUCUAUGGACUUGGAUUAUAUCCACUAUGGAAGUUAUGGAUCUGAAGAUGCUUCAUCCUCUAUGAGUAACUUGUUUGCAGAUCCCAAGAAAUCUCCACACUUAAGGAUUUCCUUUGGGGACGAGUCCUCAAAUGCUGGAGGCAAAGUGAAGUUUUCUGUGACUUGUUAUUUUGCAAAGCAUUUUGACUCUCUUAGGAAGAUAUGCUGCCCUAAUGAAGUGGAUUUUGUACGAUCCUUGAGCCGCUGCCAGAGAUGGAGUGCACAAGGGGGAAAAAGCAAUGUAUAUUUUGCCAAAUCAUUGGAUGAUAGAUUUAUCAUAAAGCAAGUUACAAAGACAGAGUUGGAAUCCUUUCAGGAAUUUGCACCUGAGUAUUUUAAAUAUUUGACAGAUUCUCUUAGCUCGGGAAGCCCAACUUGUCUUGCAAAAAUUCUUGGUAUAUAUCAGGUCACUGUCAAGCACCUAAAAGGUGGGAGGGAAACUAAAAUGGAUUUGAUGGUGAUGGAGAACCUUUUCUUUAAAAGAAACAUAUCAAGGGUAUAUGAUCUCAAGGGGUCUGCUCGAUCACGUUACAAUUCUGAUACUACAGGCACAAACAAAGUACUGUUGGACAUGAAUUUGUUGGAAUCAUUACGUACAAAACCCAUAUUUCUUGGAAGCAAAGCGAAGAGAAGCCUGGAAAGAUCAAUUUGGAAUGAUACAUCCUUUUUAGCGUCUGUUGAUGUGAUGGACUACUCGCUGCUGGUUGGGGUAGACGAUGAGCGGAAGGAACUGGUUUUGGGGAUAAUUGAUUUCAUGAGACAAUAUACGUGGGACAAGCAUUUGGAGACAUGGGUGAAGGCAUCUGGAAUACUUGGUGGUCCGAAGAAUGCUUCCCCGACAAUCAUUUCUCCCAAGCAAUACAAGAAAAGAUUCCGGAAGGCAAUGACUACCUAUUUUCUCACUGUACCUGAUCAAUGGUCUUCCUGAACUGCAUCAUUUCAUUCUUUUGUCCACUAAAUAUGUGUUCAUUAAUAUGAAAUAGGGCUAUUAUUGCUGAUAAACAGAGAGGAGGGAAAUCCCUCCAUCUGAUUUUUUUUUUUUGGGGGGUGGGGGAGAGAGAUCUUCUUUCUUCUCUUUGUAUAUGGGGCAGAAAGUAACCCAAUUUAGAUGCGUUAUUCUCUGGAGCUGGCAACUGUUAUUUUGUUCAAGUUACCAGUCCUAGGGUGAGUCUUAGCAAUGUGAUGUAAUAGUAGACAAUGUAAAUUUGAUAGGUGGAUUUCUGGUCCAUGUUCUUCAUCAGUAAAUCAUUUUUCUAUUGGUCUCGUUA